Molecule: messenger RNA, 1497 nt
Organism: Glycine soja
Lineage: Eukaryota; Viridiplantae; Streptophyta; Magnoliopsida; Fabales; Fabaceae
Product: glucan endo-1,3-beta-glucosidase 12-like
Exons: 5
Coding region: 426-1148 (240 amino acids)
Source: RefSeq, a predicted model, not a curated record
AGGCAACUCACACACAUCAGCACCAUCAUUACAAUGAUCACUAACCAUCCCACAUAUUGAGCCUAAAUUCCAAACAAUUCCAUUCCUCCUUUAUUACUUUGUUUUCAACCAUCUGCCCCACCUUUUCCCCUCCCUCUCUUCUUGCUUGCACCCUCCUACACACCAUGUCUCCUUUCUCAAACCCUCUCUUUCUUUGUUUCUCACACACUUCACAUAGUAUAUAAAUAUACAUAUAUUUUUAUUCACAUGAUGACUAGCACACGAAAGACCUUUUUCUCCAAAGAGCACUCACCAUCUCUAGUUUAUGAUAUCUUCAUUUCUCUCUAGCUGUUGCAAAGGAAGAACAAGUCUUAUUUGGGAACCACAUUGAAGAAGAAGUAAGAAAGAGGAAGUAGUACCAAAGCAGAAGAAAAACAAGACUGAAGAUGGAAAGAAGUGUAUAUUACUAUGUGCUACUUCUUGUAUUUGGUCAUUUCCUUUGUUCAGGUUCAAGUAGGACACAGAAGGAAGCAGCAAGACAUAUGAAUGUACUAAGGCAUAAUGAAGAGAAACAACAUGAAUUUACAGCCUCAAAGUCCACCACUCAAAGGGACAUCACCACACCAAUCACUACAAUUCCCAACUUAGUUCCCAUCACUUCAACAAAUCCAAUCCUGAAUCCUAAUUCCAACCCUGAUACAGUCUCUCCAGCCUCCACACUCCCAAUCACAACUCCUACCAUGCCAAACAACUCUCCAGUGUCCUCUUCAGGUGCAAGCUGGUGCACUGCAAGCCCAACAUCCUCACAAAGAGCCUUACAAGUGGGAUUGGACUAUGCUUGUGGAUAUGGUGGCACUGAUUGUUCUGCAAUUCAACCUGGUGGGAGCUGCUACUUCCCAAACUCUGUCAGAGACCAUGCUUCUUAUGCCUUCAAUAAGUAUUAUCAGAAGAAUCCUGUUCCUAAUAGCUGCAAUUUUGGUGGAGCUGCUGUCAUCACUAGCACCAAUCCAAGAACUAAAAAAGUGCCACUGAGUGAUGCCAGAAGUCAAGCCUUUUUCUUUUUCUACUUUAUUAGAGAACGUAUCUCAAAAGCCUCGUAUAUCUUGUCAAUAUCAAAGGUACUGGGGCAUGUCAAUAUGCAUCCACUAGUAUUAGUUCAUCAGUCUUGAACACAACAAACACAAGUGGUGCAAAUGUAUUUGGUUCAGUACCUGUGCCCAAGAACCCCUCUGCCUCUGUUGCUGCAGCUGCCACAUCAGCUAGAUUUGUACAAUUUUGCCUUAUUCUAUGGUCAUUAGCAAUGUUGGACAAGAAUUAUCUAUAACAAUAAUAUUGAGAGUUAGAUUUUGCUUGGAUUUGGUCUUUAUUUUAUUUGGGGGAUGGGGAGAAGGGUUGUGUACUAGAAAAGCACAUAGGUACAAAACCAUCAUCAAUAUGACAUACAUGAUAGAACACUUUGUAGAAAAGUAGCAAUAAUAUGAAGGGUUUCAGUAGAUAUUUAUACCGUACAUUACUUUU